Messenger RNA from Haliotis rubra (blacklip abalone), 2131 nucleotides. Its product is annotated as adhesion G protein-coupled receptor B1-like. Gene Ontology annotation, molecular function: G protein-coupled receptor activity. The transcript has 23 exons. The record is from RefSeq and is a predicted model, not a curated record. The coding region runs from base 317 to 2017 and encodes 566 amino acids. NCBI's taxonomy places the organism in Eukaryota, Metazoa, Mollusca, Gastropoda, Lepetellida, Haliotidae. Gene Ontology annotation, biological process: negative regulation of angiogenesis; adenylate cyclase-activating G protein-coupled receptor signaling pathway; cell surface receptor signaling pathway. Gene Ontology annotation, cellular component: membrane.
UACGACGUGGGUGUGUGAUGGAGAGGACGACUGCGGGGACGGGAGCGAUGAGAGCCAGUGUGACACAUAUCACAGAUUCAGGUGCCAGAAUUCCCGCACUAUCUUAACGACGUUGGUUUGUGAUGGAUACGACGACUGCGGGGACGGGAGCGAUGAGAGACAAUGUUGGGAUUGCACAACCCCAGCAAGUACGAGGGCGACAUCUCCUUCAACAACAACGAAGCCAACUACAACAGUCGUUAUUCCGGAAAAGCUGUGUCCUGAAAUCACAGACUCCAGAGGAACAGAGUGGCCUCAGACUGUUGGAAAUACGACCAUGGUGCGGCCCUGUCCUGGGGGAUUUCAAGGUAACGUUCGACGUGUCUGUGACGUGACUGGAGAGUGGGAAGAUCUGAACUACAUAACCUGCGUGAGAGACGAGAUAGCCAAAAUAGAGGAAGAGGUAGCUUCGAUCACCGAAGGAGUUGUGUCCAGUGAAGCUAUCAAGAAUGUGCUGGAGAAGCUGCAGGAGGUUACCAAGGUCAACGACUCCACUGCAGGGGAUCUAGACAAAUCUAUUGACCUUGUGGACACGCUGGCCACUGCAGUGAGCAAGUCUGCUUCACCAAUUGUAGUGGACACUGCUACAGCACAGUCCUUUGUUAAUGUGGUUGACAACAUCCUGUCUGUUGACACCAGUAAAGAGGACUGGCAGCAAGUUCAGAAAAGAAACGCAACAAAGGCGUCGUCUUUGAUGAGAGCAGUGACGUCCUUUGGUUUGGCUGCUGCAGCAUCACAGACGGUGAACAAACCUCUUACUAUCAACAGUUCAACCAUGGUGAUGGAAGUUGCAAAGGUUAAGAAGCAAGACAUCAACUUUCCUACAGAAAACCUGGUUGGGGUGAAGAGUUCUUUAAGACUUUCUCAGGAAAACUAUGACGCCGAAGAAAAUGUCACUUACGUUGCAGCCUAUUACAACACUAUGGCAGAGUUUCUACAGAGAAGUAACUCCGGAGAUGACAAGACAACACAAACAGAAACACGAUCUCCGAUUCUAUCACUUGCUGUCCACGCUGGCGGUAAAAGACUUGCAGAGCUUAACAUGGAUGUAACGCUUAAUUUCUAUCAUGGACAGGUCGACAAUGGAGAACUAGAAUGCGGAUAUUGGAACUUUAAUAAAGGUUCCUGGAGGACGGAUGGGUGCAAGAGAAGUCACAUAAACAGUUCCUUCUCAAGAUGUGAUUGUGAUCACUUGACCAACUUCGCUAUUCUGAUGAGUCCAACAAGAGUCGUGUCUGAAGAAAACCUGAGACUCCUGAAGAUCAUCUCCAUAGUUGGCUGUUCCUUUUCUAUCCUGGGCUGCUUGGUGACAGUACUGACACACAUGUGUUUGUGGAGGAGUGUUCGCUCUAGUAAGUCCGUCAUCCUGGUGAACCUUUGUAUGGCGUUGACCUUGGCCUACAGCGUCUUCCUGGCUGGCGUGGAGAGAACGGAAAACAAGGCCGUGUGUACUGCAGUGGCGGCCAUUUUGCACUACUUGUUCCUGGCCAUCUUCUGUCUGAUGUUUGCCCAGGGGAUCGACAUGGCCAGACAGGUAGUAACUGUGUCAAGGAGGAGUUCAAGACUGGAGGUUGUCCUCGCUCUAUCCUGGGGUGUGCCGGCAGUUAUAGUCGGUAUUACCCUGGGGGUCACCAAGCUGGAGGGAUACGGAAAUGACCAGUUCUGCUGGUUGACGGUGGUGGAUGGGGUUCUGUACGCCCUUGUUGGACCAGCCCUCUUCGUCAUACUUGCUAACACCGUGAUCAUCGUCGUCAUCAUGCGGGUGCUGUUUUCCACCAAAAUGAUGAUCAGAAAAGGAAAUAGAGAGAGGUUCAUGAUAAGUUUUCGGAGCCUUUGUGUUCUGAUGCCUGUUCUCGGAGUCACGUGGGUGUUUGGUAUUCUGGCAUUUAACGAAGACACAGUCGUCUUUCAAUACCUCUUUUGCCAUCUUCAAUUCGUUGCAGGGCUUCCUGAUUUUCGUGAUGCACUGCACUUUUAACACUAAGAUUCUUGAUGGAUUGAGAACGGUUAUGCGACGCUACUUAUCCCAGAUGUAUGAAUCCUUUGAGAGCAAGGGACAAGAGUAAACAAACAAGGUCCGAUAAAACGUCAG